Symbiodinium pilosum is the source of this 2919-nucleotide messenger RNA. The record is from the annotation of a GenBank genome assembly. NCBI's taxonomy places the organism in Eukaryota, Dinophyceae, Suessiales, Symbiodiniaceae.
AUGACCGAUGCGGAAUGGGCGGCAAGCAUGCGCCGGGUUCUCGGCCCACAUUUGGAGACCAUGGCUUCUGAGGUCCAGCAAUCUUGGGGUCCUGAGGUUGAUCCCGAGGCCAUGUUGCUGAGAUGGUUAUGCCAGCGGCAUAACUUGGAAGUUCCACCUAUCUCCGUGCGGCGAAGGCAGAAAGCCGAAGCAGCCAGGGGAUCUGCAGAAGACAGCGACGAGUCUUCAGCGAGGCAGCAAGCACCCCACAGUGCGAGGGCCGAGCCUUCAAAGCCGAAGGCGAAGGAGCCGCAGCCUCCGAAUAGCGCUAGGCUGCCUCCCAUAGGAAACAGGCAUACCGAAGCGAAGCGCGCCAGUCCAGCAGAGUGGAGGCCUGGCCCAGGCCAGAGCCUCCCCAUCCUGGAGGAGGAGUCCGAGGGCUCGCCUACCUCUCCGUCUCAGUCACCGAAGCACCAGCUCUCAGCACCAGCAAUGGCGCUGGAUCUUGGGGUCAAAGCUCUGACAACGAAGCCUUGGAAGUCAAACCUCAGCAUCAACUUGCCUGAGUGCAAGCCCUGGGAGAGGACCCUGCAGACCGUCCAGGACAGAGUUGUCUCGGACGAGCGCAGGCACACCAGCCACUCAGAGCUCCUCAAGGCUAACAAUCAACGUAUGCACGAUAUGAUGGCAUACAUGCACCAGGAAAUGCGCGGGCAGUUUUUGUCCAAGGUGCCACUAUUGUCAGACAAAGUUCUGGACGCCAAAACGCAGUUUCGGUUGGUCAGCUGCUUGAAGCCGCAGACUUUUGAGCGGGGAAAGCAUAUCAUCACAGAGGGUGAGGUGGGCGACAAGCUCUACAUCAUCGAGCGUGGUGUUUGCGAAGUCCUGAAGAAGCUGAACGACCGUGAGGUGACUAUCGGCCAGCUCAGCAAGGGUGCCUUCUUCGGCGAGAUCGCAGUCCUGUACGACAUGCCGAGAACCGCCACGGUGAGAACGCAGACUGCAGUCAUUGCCCUUGCCCUCAGCAGAGCUGACAUCCUCCAGCAGCUGAGCGCAGAGGACUUGGAGCGCAUGAAGCUCAUUGCACGAACGCAAGUCUUUGGCAGCGUGCCGUUGCUCGCGGACUUGGAUGCGGAGAAGAAGGCCAAAGUUGCCCUGGCGCUGAAGAGUCAGAAGUGGCACAAAGGAGCUCUUCUGGCUGGUCAGAAUCACAUAACGUCUCGGAUGUACAUCAUCGAGCAAGGAAACAUUCUCAUGACCCCACCGAAGAGGAACAAGUCUGCCACUGCCGCGCAGGAACUGCGCCUGGGACCCGGGCAGUACUUUGGGAUGCGGGGACUGCUUUUUGAAGCACCCAUGGGAUUCACCAUAACAGCAGACAGUGACGUGGUCAUGACGCUGUCCAUCAGUUACGAGGAGCUGGUAAACACUGCCGGCCCGGAGCUUGCAGAAAGGCAGGAAAUGGCUGCCCGACUGCACAGAUCCAUUCGAGCCCAUUUGGUGCGACAGAUUCCUGCCAUCAAAAGACUGGCAGAUGAGAACUUCCAAGCGGUUUUUCAACAAGCAGAGGAGGUCAAAUUCCAGAAGUGGAACGUGAUCUUCAAGCAGGGCUCCACCUUGAGAUAUGUCUACGUGCUCGAGAACGGCAAGCUUUCCGAAUAUGGCGGCUUGCUGGACCAACUUGUCGAGUGCAAUGGGCAAGUCAAGUUCAAGAAGUGGAAUGUCAUUGCAGACCAGGAUGCCAGCUCGGAGUAUGUCUACGAGCUCAAGUCUGGCCAGGUGGCGGUCUUUGAUGGCGAGCUCGGGGAACGCCGGCCAUUUGACCUGAAGGUCAGUACAGCCGAGGCUGCCAGGCUAGAUGUCAACUGCCCUGAGCAUGUGACUCCGGGCGAAUACUUUGGGGCGGAGUGCCUGUCAAGCAAGAGUGCUAUAGCGCCCUACACGCUUGUGGCCUUAACGGACGUAACGCUGAUACGCUUUCCACCAAGCUCCAUAUGGGCUGUUCAAGAGGAGCAGCGACAAUUCCUUUCAAGGAUCCAGCUCUUCUCGGAAGACGUCCUGACAAAGGAAGAGCAGUUCAUGCUCGUUGGCAAGCUGAAGCCAUGGAGUUUUCCAGCAGGCAGGUACAUCAUCCAAGAGGGGGAGAUUGGUGACAUGCUUUUCAUCAUUGAGCGUGGUGUCUGCGAUGCCUGCAAGCUGCUGGCUGAUCACGAGGUGGUCUUGACACAGCUCAAGAAGGGAGCCUUCUUUGGAGAGCUUGCAACAAUGUUUGACAUGCCCAGAACUGCUUCGGUGCGGGCAGCUACGCAUGUGACGGCCCUCUCCCUCACACGUGAGGACAUUUUCAGCCUCAUCACCGAGGAAAAGAUCACUAAGAUGCAGAUUCUGGCAAAGGCGCAGGUCUUUGGUAGCAUCCCCAUCUUGGCUGGCCUGACCGCCGCUGCCAAGAAUACCAUCGCCCGCAGGCUGCAGCGCCAGUUCUUCCGCAAGGGAGAAGUCAUUAUUGAUCCAGAGGAUGUGGCAGACAGGCUCUACAUAGUCGAGUCUGGCUCCGUGAUGGUGCAGUGUGGCGACGUGGAGAAGGGACAGCUCCUGCUAGCUGGCAUGUCUUUCGGCAUGGACAGACUGCUGUAUGAAGAGCCAUAUGACAUCAAGGUGAUUGCCCAGUCAGAUGAGGUCAAGACGCUGUCCUGCACUCUCCCGGACAUCUUCGCUUCCGCGGGAACUGGAGAACAAGAAGCACUGGAGAGGCAGAUCAGGAGAGCUUUGAACAUGUGGCUACUCAAGAGUGUCUGCCUCCCCGGUGAGUCUGAUGACCGUCUGGCGACUGCUCUGCGGCAUUGUGAUGUGCUAGAGUUUGAGGCGGGUGCUACUGUCUUCGAAGAGAAGGACGAGUUGAAUUCCGCACCAAGCUCAUCAGCUGCUGUUUGUAACAUCUAA